AUGCCCAUGUCUUACUUAACGUGCACACUUUAUAUACUGAAAGGAUGGACUGGAGUGGAACACUUGGAGGAAUAUCUGAGUUAUGUGGUCUACCUAAUGUGGCUCUUUACACCACUGCUCAUAGCUUUCCUGCUUCCGGUGAUCAUUCUUUUCCUUCUUUAUGUUUCCAUUAUCAUCCUACAUAUUUAUAAGAGACAAACUGACCUAAAGGAGGCAUAUUUGAAUAAUUUCUUCAAUAAUUCCUACAAAAUUUGGGAUAGUUGA
Molecule: messenger RNA, 264 nt
Organism: Anolis sagrei ordinatus
Lineage: Eukaryota; Metazoa; Chordata; Lepidosauria; Squamata; Anolidae
Source: RefSeq, a predicted model, not a curated record